Fragaria vesca subsp. vesca is the source of this 910-nucleotide messenger RNA. RefSeq lists its product as uncharacterized. The transcript has 5 exons. The record is from RefSeq and is a predicted model, not a curated record. The coding region runs from base 118 to 846 and encodes 242 amino acids. NCBI's taxonomy places the organism in Eukaryota, Viridiplantae, Streptophyta, Magnoliopsida, Rosales, Rosaceae.
AAGGCAAAAGGUCGAUUCAAUCGAAACACGCUACUGUUCCUGACCCCCAAUUUCGAAUGCGCUCUGUUACAUCGUCUCGUAGAAAGAUCGAAGCUCUGGGUCUCGGAAUUCUGCAGAAUGAGUUCAGAUGAGGAGCACAAUGCGCGGUGUAUCAAGUGUGGUGGGAGGACUACUAGUGACACCAACAGAAUGUUGAUUUGUUGUGAGGAUGAAUGCACAACGGCUUUACAUGAGGAGUGUAUGGCGGCGCGGGCUCAGUUGGAUGUCAUCGGUUACUUUCGGUGCCCGAAAUGUGCAGUCAAGUGGAUAAACGAGUUGCUCGUGCAGAGAGAGAAGCUGUUGGAAGAUUCCGCUGCUAAAUUGGCCAACUGGAUUUCGAGGGCAUAUGAGGACAGCAGGAUGGAGGUUGAUGAUGACCAAGGAGAGAAUAGCGGUGCAUCUGCGAGGCGGGAUUUUGAAAAUGUGGAAGGUGGAGAAAGACAGGAGGAAAGGGAGCCUAUGGUGGUGGAGCCUCUGCUGUCAGUCAGGGUUUCUGACGUACCAGAAACGUCAAAGGGUAAUGAAGGACUUGGUGAAAGAGUGGCCGAGGAGGAGAACAAUAGAACCAGGGUGUUGCCGGAAUCUUUUAGCAAAGUCUUCAUGACUGCUGGGGGGAGAAGGAGAGUAUUGUGGACCGAGGAUGAGAUAAAAGCUUUAGAGGAGGGAGUGCAAAAUAUAUGGAACCCAACCAGAAAGAACAUACCCUGGGAGAAAAUUCUUCAGGCCUACAAAGAUAGAUUUCACAGCUCACGUACGGCAGCUAAUCUCAAGGAUAAAUGGAAGUCUAUGAGCAGACCAAAAAUGUGAUACUAUCGCCGCGUUGUUUUGAGGUAUUGCAGGUAUCUGAGAUGAAGUAGCAAUCAUGAUCAGC